Molecule: messenger RNA, 267 nt
Organism: Sparassis crispa
Lineage: Eukaryota; Fungi; Basidiomycota; Agaricomycetes; Polyporales; Sparassidaceae
Exons: 1
Coding region: 1-267 (88 amino acids)
Source: RefSeq, a predicted model, not a curated record
AUGCUCCCCCCGUUCCGUCCCGGGAAUCGCGAACUUGCACAACUUGCCGCUCCAGCCGUUAUCGGCGGCCUUGCGCAUGUCCUACGAAUCCUUCAGCCCCUCGUUCGCUAUGUUCGCCUGCAUCUUACGCUCAACGUCGUCAAGCGGGCUGGAGCUUACCUAGAGCCCGCGCUCCACCUUUCACCACUUCCAGACGUCGCGCGCCAGCGUAUCAAAGACCACACUGUGAAGGCUCAAGGAGGUGAGAGUCAUCCGUUUGCUGGGUGA